This is a messenger RNA of Belonocnema kinseyi, 4571 nucleotides long. RefSeq names its product THO complex subunit 2 (gene tho2). The record is from RefSeq and is a predicted model, not a curated record. Gene Ontology annotation, molecular function: mRNA binding. The transcript is spliced from 29 exons. Gene Ontology annotation, cellular component: THO complex part of transcription export complex. Gene Ontology annotation, biological process: mRNA export from nucleus; mRNA processing. Lineage: Eukaryota; Metazoa; Arthropoda; Insecta; Hymenoptera; Cynipidae. Bases 136 to 4464 code for a protein of 1442 amino acids.
CUUUUUUCGGAUGUCUUUUCGAACACAACGUUUCAUUCAUCUCUGAAUAAAAAAUGCAGUUUGUUAACGUGUGAUGUUUGGUACGGAUGAUUGUUUUGACGAAAAAGAACAAUCGUGUGUCGUGUUUUUUGCAUAAUGGCCGGUAAAAUGUGGAAUUCAGAUUUAUGGAAAACAUGGGAGAAACAAGGAAGAGGCGACUUCCUCAAGCUAAUCAAACACAAAUUUAAGGAAGGCGACACGUCAGAAUGGAAGCGAGGAUUGUACGAAUUGAUAUCUCAGGGCGUCCAAGGAACUAUGAAGAAGGACAGUGUAGUGCAGGCAUUGGCUGAAAUCACAAGUAUCGAUGGUGCAUUCCCCUCUACUAUUGUAGAUGUUUUUACUUUAAUUGACUCCGAAGCACAGAGCGACGAAAGAAAUAAUUUUUAUUACAUCGUGAAAGAAUCUGAAAAGUUUUUAACAGAAAGAAUACUAAAGGAGCGAUUAGAAAUUGAUACGCUUCAGGAUGUGGGAACUCUUAAGAAUCGUAAUUUUCAAACAAAGUUCAUCAAAGUUAAGACGAAACUUUAUUACAAGCAGCGGAAAUUUAAUCUUUUUCGAGAGGAGAGUGAAGGUUAUUCGAAACUUAUCGUAGAACUUGGUCAAGAAAGACCUGAAAGUGAAGUGGCGUCUACCCUUGAAAUUGUUAAAUCACUCAUCGGAUACUUCAAUCUCGAUCCCAAUCGUGUGUUAGAUAUUUUGCUUGAGACUUUCGAGAAGCGACCGCAGGGCGAUGCUCUUUUUAUUCCUCUAAUUCGCUCGUACAUGAGUGAUCAGGAAGUUCUCUGUGAAGUUUUAGGUUUUAAAUAUCGCUGCACGGCGAACUCAACGCCUUUUUCUCUUCAAAAAGUCACUGCUCUUAUGUUGCAACAUGAAGUUAUCAAACUUGAUGAUAUCUUGCCUUGGCUUGUGCCCGAUGACAAAUCAAUUAUUCGCGACUGUGAAGUUGCAAUGAAGCAGGCUAAAGAAUACGUGAGAAAGAUGAGUGUCAUUUCGACUAAGGACAAAGAAGACGUUCCUGAGGAAAAAGAUAAUUCACAGGACAAGUAUUCAAGUAACCAGAAAUUUGGACUUUCCGAAGCCCUUUUAGAAAUCGGAGCGUGGGAAGUCGCCCAGAACUUAUUUAACAGAUUGCCGGAUCAUUGCUUCACGGAUCAAAAACCAAUUGCGUUGGCUCUCUGUAACAUGAUUCAGGCGUUAAUUGAACCUAUAUACCGAAGAUUUUGUAUUAUAUCACCGAAAUUACCCGGACGUAAAAUUCCCCCUCUGAAGAGUCCACUUUCCCCAAAACCUAUGCAGACGCUGGAAGAUAUCCAUAAUCAAUUACUUCCGAUGCUCGGCAUUUUGGGACCGAAUCUUCAUCACGAUCCGAUUCUCAUGUACAAAAUAAUGCGUUUGUGUCAUGCAGCUAUCAAGCAGAUUCCUCUCGACUCGAACAAGCAGCCCGUCGAAAAGUCCAAUGCUAUCUAUUUUGACGUCUUAACAAUUCUCGACGUGGCUCUCUUGCCUUCUUUAUCCUUCAUGGAUUGCAAUUGCUGCGUUGCAGAGGAGAUUUGGAAUAUAUUAAAACAUUAUCCUUAUCAGAAUCGUUAUUGUCUCUACGCUCGUUGGAAAAAUGAAACUCCGGUACAGCACCCAACUUUAAUGAAGAAAAGAGCCGAUGCCCAAAAGAAGAUCAAAACCAUUAUGAAGCGAGUCAGCAAGGAGACAAUUAAACCUGUGGGAAGAUCCAUUGGUAAACUGACUCAUUCCUCGCCCGGAGUUUUGUUCGACUACGUACUGAUCCAGAUUCAACUUUAUGACAAUCUCAUUGGACCUGUCGUGGACUCGUUAAAAUAUCUAACAAGCAUCUCCUACGAUGUUCUGGGAUAUUGUUUAGUAGAAGCUCUAGCCGGUGCCGAUCGUGAUAGAUUUAAACAUGAUGGAACCAGUAUUUCCCUCUGGCUGCAGUCGCUUGCCUCCUUCUGCGGCGCUAUUUUCAAAAAAUAUAAUAUCGAAUUAACCGGUCUACUACAAUAUGUGGCCAAUCAACUGAAAGCACAAAAAAGCCUCGAUUUAUUAAUUUUAAAAGAGAUCGUGCAAAAGAUGGCAGGAAUCGAAGCUGCUGAGGAAAUGACACCUGAUCAAUUAGACGCUAUGGCUGGCGGGGAUCUUUUGAAAAACGAGGCCGGGUACUUUAGUCAAGUCCGUAAUACGAAAAAAUCGUCGCUGAGAUUGAAGGAGGCACUCGGAGAACAGGAUUUGGCAGUUGCACUUUGUCUCCUAAUGGCUCAGCAAAAACAUUGCGUUGUCUAUCGAGAAACUGACAGAUCUCACUUGAAACUCGUCGGCAAAUUGUACGAUCAGUGUCAAGACACUUUAGUUCAGUUCGGGACAUUUUUGGGCUCUACGAUGACUGUCGACGAAUACGUAGAUAAGCUGCCUUCAAUUCAUUCCAUGUUGCAGGACAAUCACAUACAUUCUGACGUCGCAUUUUUCCUGGCUCGACCCAUGUUUGCCCACGCUAUUAACAUAAAGUACGAUGCUUUGCGCAAAGCUGAUCCGAAUUACAAGAAAAUGACUGCUUCGAUGAAACAAACAAAGUGGGCCGAAGCGGCUCAAGCAGUGAUGGCACCCGUAGCGUUAUCGGUGCGACCACUUCAUCCCCUCAAAGUCUGGGAGGAUAUUUCUCCACAGUUUUUGGUCACUUUCUGGUCCCUUCAAAUGUACGACUUACACGUUCCGGCUGAGAGUUACCAACGCGAGAUCAACAAAUUAAAGAACAAUGCUGCUCAAGCUGCUGACGCCAAGGAUGUGAAUGCUGGUAAGGGAAAGAAGGAGCAAGACAAGUUUACGACCUUAAUUGAGAAGCUUCAAGACGAGAAGAAAAAGCAGGAAGAGCACGUGGAAAAAGUUUUCGCUUAUUUGAGACAAGAGAAGGACACGUGGUUCCUGUCGAGAAGCCCGAAGUCUGCAAAGAACGAGACUAUAACGCAGUUUUUACAGUUGUGUCUUUUUCCAAGAUGUACUUUUACAACUGUGGACGCAAUGUAUUGCGCGAAAUUUGUACAUACCAUUCACUCAUUGAAGACAUCGAAUUUCUCUACCCUCUUGUGUUAUGACAGAAUCUUUUGUGAUAUCACUUAUUCCGUGACGUCGUGCACUGAAAAUGAAGCGAAUCGCUAUGGUAGAUUUUUGUGCGCUAUGCUGGAAACUGUGAUGAAAUGGCAUUCCGAGAAAGCUAUUUUCGACAAGGAAUGUAGUAAUUAUCCCGGAUUCGUAACAAAGUUCCGUGUCAGUAAUCAAUUUUCCGAAGCCAACGACAUGGUAGGCUUCGAAAAUUACAGACACGUUUGUCAUAAAUGGCACUAUAAAAUCACUAAGGCUAUAGUGGUUUGCCUCGAUUCUAAGGACUAUGUACAAAUCAGAAACUCCCUGAUUAUCUUGAUCAAGAUCUUGCCUCACUUUCCGGUUCUAUCAAAGCUCUCGCAGAUUCUCGAGCGAAAAAUAGAAAAAGUUCGAGAGGAAGAACGUGGCCAUCGUCAAGACUUGCAUAUCCUGCUUACGUCUUACAGUGGGCAACUGAAAGCGAAAAGUUCCAGUAUGAUUCCAGAAAGCGACUUUCAUCACGUAGGAGACAAGGUUACUAAAGCUCAGGAACAACAACAACUCGAAAUAUCGGCGGAAAAAGUGAGCAACGGAGUUCCACAGAAGGAAGUUUCAAAUGGAGAAGUGCGGGUAGAAAAAGAGAAUAAAGAAGUUCGUGAAAAGCGCAACAUUAUACAAAUUCAUCAUGACAGUUCCGAAAAGGUUCCAAGGGAAAGUUCAAAGAAAAAGGAGGAGAACAAAGAUGUCCAAGAAGCGAAGGAAGAAAGAAAGUUGAAGAAAGAAAAGGACAAAGAAAAAGAGAAAGAAGAAACAAAAGAGGAAGAACCCAUGGAGAGAAAAGAAAGGAAGCACAAGACACAGGAAGAUUUUUACAGCGGUAGUUUAGACAAUUUAGACCGUGAUCUCUCUAGUGUGUCAACCAGCAGUGGCAGUUCUGGACCUGUGCCGGAUGUAAUCGAAAAAGUUGUAGUUUCGGAGUCCAAACGAAGGAAGACCGAAAGCUCCGUUCCUAAGGAAACAAGGCGGAUAGAAGCUCCUAUUGAAAAGAAGGAGCGAUCCAGUAAAACUAAAGUCCGGGAUGAACAGAAGGAAAUGCGAAGGGAAAAGAAAAUGGGACGAAAGAGGGAUCGUGCAGAGGAAAAUGCUGGCCCAUCUGAACAGAAAAGAAGAAAAGACGAUGAGAGGGCAAAAGGAACUCACCAAAAUGGAGAUUUGCCUGAACAUCGAGAAAAACAUCACUAUAGCAAGGAAAAAUCACCCUACGCGAAGGAAAGACACGAGCGAGAGGGACGCGAAAGCAGAGAUAAACACAGGAGAAGCUCGGACCCGAAGCGCAGAUGAUAAACAACUAUGGAAAACGUGUGACAUACCAUUUUAUAUGCUACGAUUGAAUUGUGAAUGUAAUUAAAGUAUAUUCAAAAAUAAUAAAAUAGCAGAACCAGUAUCAA